Molecule: messenger RNA, 4946 nt
Organism: Spirometra erinaceieuropaei
Lineage: Eukaryota; Metazoa; Platyhelminthes; Cestoda; Diphyllobothriidea; Diphyllobothriidae
Source: the annotation of a GenBank genome assembly
AUGGCUCGGACGAAUCCUCACCUUGGCGUUCCACCACAUCCCCUGGUUCACACAACAAAUGACCAGGAUUUCAACCAACACAACAGAGAUUUGGAGGCUGGCACGUCCGAAGCCGCACCUAGGCGUGCCGCCAACGCCUGGCUCGGAUCCCACACUGUGGUAGGAGUGCCAUAAAGGCCACAUUAAAAAGGAGCCAUUGCAGCCUGACUCUCAGACCGCCUCCGGUCAAGGAGGAGGUCCAAGGUACCCCGUCAGUUGGCAACCUUCCAAGCCACGGCUUUUAGCGCACCGUGAUAGCUUCAAGCGCGUCAGAUUGUUUAUAGUGAGGAAAAUGCGCUGAGUCGUCGACCUCACUCUCCCUUCCCAUCCCCACACCCCAGCCGCUGUCCGAGCCGGUCACGUGAACCCACCGCUGACACCCCUACACCCUGAAUUUACGCUACACAAUAUUAAUAUUACAACCCCACGCACGAUCUCAUGAAGUGUUGUAAGUAAUAAACAGAGCAGAAUAGCCGCAGGGAUGCAGCGUGACGAUAACUUAAUACUGAAAGUUGUGUCAAAGUUUUUUUUACAGAUCGUAUUAUUGGCGCACCAAAACAAAACGCUUAUUGCGUGUCACUACAAUUAAUCAUGGGAGUUUUUUAAGGUCAGGAAACGUGUGUUCAAAUAGCAUCGAAUCCGUUUGUUUUACAAUGCUUCUCAUGAACUAUACAACAAAAUCCAUAUCCGGUGUAAGAUUUUAUGAGCCCUAUGUGGUUUUUACUUAAUGCCAUAUAGGAAUGCAUGUUUUUCUUGCACAGUAUUCAUACAAAUAGUAGACUUAAAACACCAAACGCAAAUGCAAAAGCUGUUCGAGCUUAGAGUUCUUCGGAGUGAAAAAAUUUUUAACACCAAACUAGCCUUCUUCUAUGCAUAAAAUUAGAAAUAGACGUAAUUUUCUGCCAAAUGAGUACAAGAAGGUAUAUUUCGGUGAAUGUUUUCUGCCAAAUGUAUUUACAUUUAUAGGUGCAUAAAAAAUCAGUAAAAUGUACACUACAUAAAUAGCGAUUAAUGCUGGCGGCCGAAAAGAAAUCUAUUUGAAGGUCAACAACUUGGUGUGUCUGAAAUAUUACGGUAUUAUGCCGCAGACUUAUCAGUGUUAAACCCUACUUGAGUAAUCUUCUGCAGUCAAAAGCGCAUUUUAGAAUUCUUAUUGCCUCUUCAGGAUAUUGGCCACUGACCAUAUUAAAGCAUAAUUGGUGUCCCAGCACAAACAGGAAUCGGCAACUUACUCUUUAAAAUGUGAAGACACAUUUCCUCGCAGAAAAGCUUUCGAAAAAAGUGUAUGCAAUUAAUAUUUUGCAUAUAUUCUAUGGGAUGUCAGAUAGUUUUGCCAGAAGCACAGAUGGUUGAGAGAAGAAAAGGAGUUGGCGAAAAUUUCCCGAAAUCUAAUCAGCAUCCAUUCAGGCCUUCCUUUCUACCUUCUACCAUCCUUGGGUUGAACUCGUUUAUAAGCUCCUCCUCCGUACAACAUUGACCUUGAGCCUAAUUACGGAGGCGCCUAUGCCCCUACUCUGUUUUUCCUCCUAAACCUGUUUUCUCCUAAACCUGUUUUCCUCCUAAACCUGUUUUCUCCUAAACCUGUUUUUCCACCUAAACAUUGACGCCAACCCUCUUCCUAUUCUCCCACCUCCCUGAAAUUUAGCGUAACUCCACCUGUAAUACGAGAGUGCUUAAGCCCUCGUCUGUUCCCAUCCUGUUUCAAAUACAUGGUCUGAGAAACCCACGAUAUUCUUUAGACAAGAGACAUCCUUUUCUUUUGAAUGCGAAGAAGGGUUUUCAGAGAGACUAACUGCCGUAUAUUUGGCAAACUAUAUUCUUCGAAAUGAAAUUUAUUCUGCCUUAGCGCUUAAAAGAUCAUUUUCCUCAUUUAGUCAGUUGGAAUACUGUUUGCACCCUUCUGUUAUUUUGAUGCCAGGGGAACAGAAACGAGCUCCCAAUUCGCGGCCGACUGUUGCAACUGGCUGAUCUCCUCUCCUGGGAUGCAAAAUGCAAUCGUCUGCUGCACGAUCUCGUUGUCAGCUGCUACGGCGCUCCCGGUAAGCAUGACUUUGGCUCGUCGUAGAAGCUGGAGACACCUCCGCUUUUCACUGAGCCAGAAAAUGUCCGACCAUUAAAAACUUCACUCGUCUACACAAGGGCUAUAAAAAUUUAAAUAAUUUUUUCCCAGUAUUUUCAGCAGAAUGCGUAUUGACAGUCCGGGGACGUCGGUUCAGAUUCGGUGGUUCGUUAGGGGGAGAAAAGUAGGAAACUGUGUAAUUAAACUUUGCGAAAGGUCAAUCUUGAAUGUUGCGAAUUCUUUCUACCAAUGGGUUGCAAUGUGAGGAAUGCAGUUCAUUGCAAAAAAUAACUUUCACCGCAUUCAUUACCGUGGGCAAGUGACUGCAGCCUUGUACCUUUGUAUUCACUCCUGCACUUUAGGGUGAAAGCGGGAUCAUUAAAGCGUUCAGUAAAUCAAGACUGGCAAUUUAGCUCUUCCAGCAAAGUCUUGUAAUUUAUGCUACUCCAGAGAACUUGAUUUAUUCGCUCGAUGUGAACUUUCCGUUGAUUUUUCAAACUUUAGUUAUAGCCGAUCAUGAUAUCUACUAGUCUAGUCUACAUUUUAAUGUCCUGAAAGAAUUGGCGAGCGUAUGGUGUAUAUAUUAUAUUCCAUAAUGCCGACCAUGAGACCAAAUAGCUUGGUGUACAUGCUUACGCAUUGAUAGAAUUUGAGAGCAUUACAUUACCGACAAACACAGGGGAGACUGGAAUCACCAUUUUGACUUAUUAAUCGUCGUCGGUCAGUCAUACCCAAUCCCAAGGUGUGGGUCAUCUGAAGCUCGAUCCCACAACCUGUUGGUUAGAAGUCCAACGCCCCUAACCACUGAGCCAAGGGCUCGUUGUCCUGUCGGUUGCGAUCGGGAAUAUACAAUGACAGAGGGGUUCUCGCCGGUCGCGCUACGGAACUCACUCGUACCGUUGGACCUUGGGGCUUUCUCUCUAGCCCCACCAGCAGCCUUGCUUAUAUUACGCAUGGGCGGACGCUGUUCCAGCAUACUUGGUAUUUUCGAUCGCCAUCGACAAGAAAAUGGGCUUGUUAAAACUUUGAACUUACUAGUGUUCAGAAAUUAAAAGAACUCUGGUCCGAACCUCAGGUGCUCCGAAUCUUGGGGUUGGGUUAGGCUGGAGGCGACGACAACGACGACGACUAAUAAGUCAGAAGUGGUCACUCCAAUUUUCUCUGCCUCCUUGGCUAAUCUCAUUCUGCCUAUGUUACUAGCCACUGUGCAACUCUCGGUAAGGCUUAUGAUCGAGUCUCAAAUCGCAACGGGACGAGAUGAUCCCAUAGUGCAGUCGAUUAACACUCUCUGUCACAUACAUACUUUUUAAUUGAAAAAUGGGCGUCUCAAGAAAGAAAAUUCAAAGAAAAUAAUUCUUUGUGAAAAGUAACAAACUUUAUUUCGUAACUGUUCGACUCUGGUUCUCCAGGUCGUCCUCAGACGUGAAGCGAGUGUGCGAAACAGCUAAAGUUAAGACUGGACUAAAAACCGAUUCUGCUCUAUCAUUCUUGCCUUUAUUGAGAGUUGGCAUCACGUUCUGAUUGGCUACCACCUUUUCUGUGUUUCAUUGAGAUUGUUGUAUGCGACGUCUAGUUCGACGUGCGGAUUGGCCCAUGAGUUGUCAGAAUAUACGGCCUCUAAAUAUCUUCGGUUUUCCGUAGAUGAACAGACACCCGUAAUGCGAGGCCUGGUCGAGGCAAAUUCGUGUCCAGUUUCCAGCGCAUACAUGAAAAAUUAGAACAAGUGGUCUCACCUUUUUACUGCCAAGUAAUAUCCUUGUGUGCGUAUGAAGGCAGAUGUUCCAGUUUGACCACAGUAAACCACAUACAUGUGUCGCAUAGUAUCUCGUAGGUGAGUUCUUUUUUGUCUAAGUGGCCAGCCUUCUUUUCAGGGUGUACAAACUUGUUGCAAAAUAUAACUUUUGGUUUGUUUGCCACGUGUAUUUAUUUUUUCCUCAGGCGUCAUUUAACAAGUCCGGUCUCAUUUCUAAUUUGUGGGGGUGUUUACUAGUUUUUUGGUUUCGGCGCCUGAUCGGAGCAGUAUAGGUCCUUUUCAUUUUAUUUUAAAUCCUGUUGUCUCAUACAUCCAUGUACAAAAUCUCCAAGAUACCUGUUCUGCGAAAGCAUGUUACAGGGAAGUUUUUUGCUUUUCCUAAAGAACCUACUUCCCCCGAUAUAUGUAUUCAUAUAAGUUUGUUAAUUUCCCGAGAAAUUAAUGCGUGCUGCUCAAGUAAUCUUUUACUGAAACUCUCUCAGAUUCGGUUCAAAAUUUUAAAGUAUUCUUUUGGCCGAAACCGACCAGUCCCAGAGGAAUAGUCGCGUAGCAUCCACAAUUUAUUUACGGACAGUCAGCAAUACAUCUGUACUGGUUGAUUUAUCACGAGGUCUGAGUCAGAUAUUUCAUCCAGUAAUUGCAGACUUCUUCCUGAGAGAAUUAAAAAUUUGUAAAAUAACAGCGCCCUAGCUCCAAGAUCAUUUAGUCGCAAAGAAUCGGGUGGAAGAUGAGAACAAAUUUGAAAAGUAGUAGAAGGAGCUGAUAAAGCAAUAUAGCAGUAUUAAGAUAGUUGGCUUUCUUCCUUUAGAUUACGUUGCCCAGGCGGCUGUGGGAAGGUCCAAAUCAUAUAAAUACAACCGGAAAUUCCCCUUCAAUUUGAGCAUUCCACCGAGCCAGAGUGGAAUGCCUAGGGAGCCCGAGCCGCAGCGUCCAAACUCAGAGAAGCAUCCGUCGGCGGAUCCUAAAAGAAGACAGGUGAGGAUGGCGCACUUCCCUACUCCUAUUCCCCAGGAAGUCCACGAAACACGCACGGAAGAUGAGUACGCGUCAGGGCGGGCCAAUGGUUCCACCCCUACAGACAAUGAGGGACGAUAG